This is a messenger RNA of Heteronotia binoei (common prickly gecko), 784 nucleotides long. NCBI's taxonomy places the organism in Eukaryota, Metazoa, Chordata, Lepidosauria, Squamata, Gekkonidae. The record is from the annotation of a RefSeq genome assembly.
AUGACCCGCCAAGCACACAGCUUCCACAUAGUAGACCCAAGCCCAUGGCCCCUUACAGGGGCCAUAGCCGCCCUCCUAAUAACCUCAGGCCUAGCAAUAUGGUUCCAUUACAACACACAGACUCUCAUAAACCUUGGCCUACUAACAAUACUCUUUACAACAUACCAAUGAUGACGUGAUAUCGUCCGAGAAAGUACAUUCCAAGGGCACCACACAAAAAUAGUUCAAACCGGCCUACGCUAUGGAAUAACCCUUUUUAUCACCUCCGAAGUAUUCUUUUUUCUUGGCUUCUUUUGAGCCUUUUACCACUCAAGCCUGGCCCCAACCCCAGAACUAGGUGGCCUAUGACCCCCAACUGGAAUUACACCAUUAAACCCUUUCGAAGUACCACUACUAAAUACCGCAGUACUUCUUGCGUCUGGUGUAACUGUUACCUGAACACAUCACUCUAUUAUAGAAAACAAACGCCAAGAAGCAACCACUGCCCUAGCCUUAACUAUCCUCCUAGGCAGCUAUUUCACCCUACUCCAAGCAAUAGAGUACUUCGAAGCCCCCUUCACUAUCGCUGAUGCAACAUAUGGCGCGACAUUUUUUGUAGCAACAGGCUUCCACGGACUUCAUGUCAUUAUUGGCACUACUUUCCUAACAAUCUCCCUACUACGACAAAUCAACUACCACUUUACAACUGACCAUCACUUCGGCUUUGAAGCAGCCGCAUGAUACUGACACUUCGUUGACGUAGUAUGACUAUUCCUCUACAUCUCAAUCUACUGAUGAGGCUCCU